ACCACUCCUUUAUUAUUCACAUUCAAUUAAAACUUGUGACUUUGACGUUUGAUUGUCACUUAAAUGGAAGACGAAAUGGUUUCAGAAUCAAUUCCAAAUAAUAAGGAAUCGGAUUCAGACGUUGAAAUGGAAAAUGAAGAAGAGGAAGAUGAUAUAGACUCUGAAGAGUAUGUCGCCUUGAAUGAUAAAAUUGACGAAUUAAACGAUGCAUUGGACUCAAUUGAGAAGAAAAACGAUGACAUACAUGCACAAUUACUUGAGCUACUAGAAUACAGUAAACAAUUUCGAAAAGAAAUUAAAGAACGCGUUUCAGAUAAUAAUGAAGCUGAAACAAAGUGAAGGACAGUUUUUGUUGUUAUUGUAAAUAUAAGAAUGUUUUGGGGAAUAUUUGUUGUA
Molecule: messenger RNA, 396 nt
Organism: Chrysoperla carnea
Lineage: Eukaryota; Metazoa; Arthropoda; Insecta; Neuroptera; Chrysopidae
Product: bublin coiled-coil protein
Exons: 2
Coding region: 64-339 (91 amino acids)
Source: RefSeq, a predicted model, not a curated record